This is a messenger RNA of Hylaeus anthracinus, 4063 nucleotides long. RefSeq names its product dnaJ homolog subfamily C member 8. Gene Ontology annotation, cellular component: nucleus. Bases 67 to 840 code for a protein of 257 amino acids. NCBI's taxonomy places the organism in Eukaryota, Metazoa, Arthropoda, Insecta, Hymenoptera, Colletidae. The transcript has 6 exons. The record is from RefSeq and is a predicted model, not a curated record.
ACAAUUACUCCGACCACACGCUAAUAGGCGGCACCACUAUUAAUAUGGAAGUUAGUGACCAUCAAGAUGGCUGCUACCAACUCGAGUAUAUCCAGUGAAAAUCCAACAAAGAAAGAGGAUGAAUUCAACGAAUUUUAUACGGAAGUGAAAGAAAUAGAAAAAAGGGAUUCAGUAUUAACUCCUAAACAGCAGAUCGACAGAUUACUUCGGCCUGGAUCGUCUUACUUUAAUUUAAAUCCCUUUGAAGUGUUACAAAUUGACCCAACUACAUCUAUAGAGGAAACCAAGAAGAAAUACCGACGCAUGUCGAUUCUUGUACAUCCUGAUAAAAAUCAAGAUGAUGCAGAGCGUGCACAACAAGCAUUCGAGAUUGUUAAUAAGGCAUGGAAAACACUGGAGAAUGAGGAAACUAGAGCAAAAUGUAUGGAUGUCAUCGAAGAAGCUAAAGCCCGUACCGAUCACAUGAUUGCAGAGAAGAAAAAGAAAUUAAAAAAAGAAGGAAAAGCUGAAGGUUCCAGCAUGCUCGAAGAAGAAUCUGAAGAAGGUUACGGACAUGCUGUUUGGGUUAUGACGAUGAAACUCUUUGCUGAUAUGGAGCGAAGAAGGAGAGAAUUAGCUACUAGAGAUGCGGAACAACGUAAAAGGAAACGAGAAGAAGAGUUAUCAGCGGAAGCGCAAGCUGCGUUAGAACGUGAGUGGCAAAAAAAUUUCGAAGAGUCGCGACAAUCAAGAGUUGAUAGCUGGAAAGCUUUUCAGUCCGGUUCUAGUGCUACAAAACAAAAAAAGGCCAAGAAAUUGAAAGCAUUCAGGCCUCCAAAAACGAAAGCUGAAUCACGAUAAUUAAACAAUUCUUGUUCCUGAUGCCUGACAUAGAUUCUUUCAUUUGACAUGGUGUUUCAUAUUCCUUGUAAAGUGAAAGUAGUUUGAGUAGCAUGUUUUCAUCGUGUGACAUCAAAUCACUAAGUUCAUCAAAACCAAUCGGAAUUGUUCUCAUUUUUAAUUAAUUUGUUAAUUAAAAAGUUGUGAUUCGAAGCUAGUUAAAAAUAUGUUCAAUCUCGUGUCAAAAUAGAGAGUGUGUUAUAAAAAAAGCGACUAGUAAGUUGAGUAACAAAGUAUGAAAAUGAAUAAUGUAUGUGCAUCUUCCAAGAGUUAUUGGCGUGUUUGCGGAAUAUAUGUGUGUGUGUGUGCGCGCGUGUGUGUGAGUGGAUACAUAGUUGUGAUACGUUUACAUGGCCUGAUUAAGUUAAAUCGUAAUGUACAAUCUUAAUGUGACAAAUUAUUUCAAAAUUAUAUGAAUAAUACUGGUCGAUAUGUAUAAAAACUGAAGGUGACGAGGUUACCGAAAACCCUCUCCACCUCCGAUUUUGAUGACCUUGAAAUAUGUUGGCAAGGACAUAAUUCUAAACAACGUUUCUCGAUACAUCUAAGCGGCGAUUGGUUUAAGUUUUCGAGAUAUAAUAUCUUACUUAAAGUUAGAGUAAAAUAGCGGCCCGGGGACUUACCCCCGGUCGAGGGUUGCGAGGGUCCAACUGUUGCGCGUUGACAUUUCUCAGAAUAACCAUGUAUUUACACAACUGCGAGGUGUGCUACAAUAUGUAAAGUUUGGGCUCCAUUUUUCUCUACCUUUAAGUCAUUGUCGCUGUACAUAUAGUUCAAAUUGAAAUUUAGUAACUUGGUUGAAGAAUGCAUCAAUUCUUUAGGGACAGGUAAAAUGUUUAACCCUUUGGCCUACAACCACGAGUGAGACUCGUGGUCAGGAAUUUGGGCCAUAAACAAUAAGCACGAGUCUCGCUCGUGGUACUUCAUUCGGACUUCCUACCUUCGUGUUUACUAUGGUCCGAACAAUCAGGCGAUAACGUGUAGGUCAAGAUGUUCAAAAGAUAUUAUAACUCAAAAACUAAAAUGAGCCACCACUUACACGAAGCGAGAAAAGUUGUCCAAAAUGUAUAAAUGUUAUUGCGCAUAAUAUACAAACUUUUAGAACGACUUUACUGUGUUCACUGCGUUUACAAAAACAGUAAACAAGAAAUUGCGAUCUGCUACACGAGCCUUGCGCCGCUACGUAUAGCCUAAUAAUACUGAACAUUUUUGCAAAUACCUGUCUCGAAAAACUAAAUCCGACCACCAUAUACUAGGGAAAAGUUGUUCAAAAUAACAACAUAUUUUUAUGUCAUCAAAAUCGGAGCGAGAGGGGGGGGGGAAGCUUCGGCAAAUUCAUCUUUAAGACAGUCUACAUUUAUAGCAUAUAUUGUUGCAUAACAAAUGUAAUAUAUAACAAAGUUUAUUAUGUACCGAGUAAUUCUUAUGAAGUCAUCAACGUAAUUAUCUCUUAAAUUCGAGGAUAUCAAAGAACUCUCAAUACAAAAGAUAGUUGUAGCCUCUGAAAAUAGCAUUUCUUCGAACAAAACACAUUUUAAAAUUUGUCUUUAAACAGAGAUGAUCAUGUCGAUCGCUUUAUGAAAAUCACUGUACAUGUAUACAUAUAUAUACACACAUAUAUAUCAUAUUUUUAUCUCAAAUGUACAAUUAAAUGACGUGAUGCUUAAAUGAAAAAGAAACAUUUCUUAGCUUUUCAAAUCCUUUCAAAUUGCUGUGAAAAGUUUACACAUAUCGAAACGAUAAUCGGUCAUUGAAUGAAUGCUAAUUAUAUCCUAAUAUUAUAAUACAUUUUUUUUAAUUACGAUAGAUAAGUAUAAAAAUAUGUUUCCUUGUAUAGAACAUAAUCUCUGUUUAUAUAUCCCAAGAAAACUCGACAUUGUUACAUAUUAGUGCUAUAACUGCACAAAGUACUAUGUACCAUGUAACAUCCCGUCACAUUAUGUUUAUAUUUCACGAUGUUUUAUGUCUGUAUGUUAUACUCACAUGAAGCAGAUAAAAUCACAAUUUCCUUGGCAGUUUAUUUUUCCUCGGUUGCUUCAUUUUUUGUUUAUUAUCAAUUCAUUUAUUUCCACAGCAAUAAUCAAUCACCGCGUUUAAGUUUAACACGUUAGCCAUAUUAACGUACAAAACAUUUUAAUUACCCAUUCCGGUUAUUUUAAUGUGUUUUUUAAAUAUAUAUUUCAUUCGAUGCUCAAAGUAUGAUGAAAACAUACUACAUUUUUGUUCUCAUUUUAUAGGAUAUUUCAAAUGGAAUGAUACAGUUAUAAUUUUUAGUAUUGCUGUUAUCAGAAUAACUUAACGGGCCAUGUAAUCAUGACUUCCGGUGUUCGAUACGUUAUCGAGUAACAAAUGUUACAUCUCAACGUACACUUGGUCCAAUUGUAAUUUGUAAGAUUAUUGUAAGGAGAAAAAUUUCUAAGGCGUUUUCUCAUUGCAAAUCAUUUUGGAUAGCGUUAUUAACAUAUGAAAGUCAAUGUCGUACAAGUGCCGACGGGAAUGAACGUGAAGAAUCGUAGGAAAAAACUUUCAUUAAUGAUAUUAAACAGCAUAAGUGAUCAAGUGAAACGAAACUGAUUUGUAGCGUUUCGUCUUUUUUAUAAUUCAUUGCGAAUCAAGAAUGUCAAGGUUUAUUAUUAUUAUUAUUUCAUGCAGUAUCAGUGUGGGUUUUCUGUUGUACGAUGCCAUAAACUCCAUUAAUAUCGUUUUGUACAUCAGCGUAGUAUCGAUAAUCGGUUCACUAUUAGAUAAUACAGAGUAACACAUUAAAUAAUACACACUGGAAAGACGCCUCGUUUAUUUAUAACAAGUAUACAAUUCUAAGUGAUAAACAAUGAAUAUCUACUCGUAUUUUUUAUUUUCGUACAUGGCAAUUUUUUAUGUUGUGUAAUAUAAUAAAUUAAACUGUAAGAAUUCUGCAGUAGACAGAAUUCUUUGCAAAUCUUCAACAUUUUUUUUAUACAAUUUACGACUAUUCAUCCAUCUGUAUGUAUAUCAAAUGCUCGAGUACAUGGUAGUAUUAUUUAAUAGAAGAAGAAAUUCGCUUCACAUUUGUAUACUAAAGCAUCAACGAUCAUUGAUUAUUUGUAUUGUUCCUUACUUAGUUGAACCAUUCAUUAUUAAUAUAUUCGUCUUGUAUGUUAUGACGUCCAUAAGAUAUAAAUGUAAAUACAAUACAUACGAAGUA